This is a messenger RNA of Marchantia polymorpha subsp. ruderalis, 5789 nucleotides long. NCBI's taxonomy places the organism in Eukaryota, Viridiplantae, Streptophyta, Marchantiopsida, Marchantiales, Marchantiaceae. The record is from the annotation of a GenBank genome assembly.
UCGCCAUCCCAUUUUCCCGUCAUCGGUUUCCUUUCGUACAGAAAAACCGACCGGCCGUAGUUACAAUCAACUGAGGCCAAGGCGGGAGAGUGAGUUUCCCGCCAGCAUUUCGCGCGAUUUUUGGAUUCGCUCCGAGUCUCCAUGGCUCCUGGGGCUCGAAAGUUGCGGGAGUUCAAUGGGAGUCCCUGCGGUCGCCUCGGAGCUGUAAGCAGCGGAGUGGACAGAAGCGCAAUUCGAGAGCGAUUGCGGAGAGUGGCUGGCUUCCGAACGCGCGUCGGAGUUUUCUUGCUCGAGCGUCUGAGUGUGAUUCCUGUUUAGUGAGCCGCAUAUCUGUCAGCAGAAUUGCCGAUAUCCCUCUUUGGCUAGGAGUCUUUCUGGUCUGUCUCUCGAGAGAUAAAACAAUGAAAGUACAUGAUGCAGACUACACUCCUAUCCAUCACCCUCGGACAUGCUCGGUCCAAAUGUCGCCUUAUGUAGGUGGAUUUCAGUGAAGCAAGAAAUUCCGAGUACCCUCUGCCGACACUUGGAGUAGUUGGUGAGAUUAGCGGGCGUGGACGCUGAAAAAGACCAUAAGUGGGAGCUAUCUCCCGAUACUCACCAUGAAGCUUCGAAAAGCGCGCGCAGCUGUGAAUAAUGUGGAGACAGAAGGAACAGCGAUCAGGGAGGAAGAGGCUGAUGAAGAUGAUGACAACGCCACUCUACAAGAUUGCCUCGACCGGCAGAAGAAGGCAACGGCACGACCCAAGAGGCUUGCCCUUACUCCGCUCGAUGACGAGGACAACAUCAGCCGAGGCAGAAAGAAGGUGAAGGGCAUGAAAGAACUUCUGGCAACAGACUCACCCCGACCUGGAGACGUGCCCUGCUCUCAAACUAAGAGCCCGAGGCCCGCUCUGCCCGUGGCUAGCGCGGUAAGCGGUGACUGCAGUGUCGAGGGAGGCAAAAAACGGAGGUUGAAAAAGAAGCGUCGCCGUGAUUUAGAUGUUGGCAAAGGUAUGGGCGAGGUGGUGCAGAGUCCAGAGGUUGGGAGCGUUCCCGUGAGCGAGGGACAUGCUACAACUGAAUCAAUUGGACUUCUGAUCGUCGUACCAAAGGAAGAAUUGGUUGAAGAGCAAGCACUCUUCUUUGUAAGUGCAGAUGAGCUACCUCCCGGAGGAAGUCACUCUGAUCUGGGAAGUCCUGAAGCCGAUCAACCAUGUAGAGGCCGAGGAAGGUGUGAUGGAGUUCAAACUUGUCCCUUGACUCCUGAAGUUUCUGACUGCCAUACGCAGCUUUCGGAAGAAAUUUUUCUUCCCGUCGAUGGCUACCACACCUGUGGGGACGCCGAAAGUUGCCACAUCGCCUGCCUUGAGAAAGUUCUCAACCACUUGGACAAGAUGUCCGAUGAGCAGCUGAAGCUGUGGUACAAGGCCGUCAUUGGAGAGGUAUUUGCCAGCAGAAAUGGAGAGAAGGUGAGAGGUAGGCUGAGGAGAAUGAUAAGAUGCAAGGUCAAGGAAGCCAUAAGGACCCAGGGUUCCGCUGAUGAGGAGCCGUGGAGUUCGCCUGUAACGCAAGCAAGUGGAGCUCUUUCUUCACCGGAAUCCAUUCUCGUUUCUGGUUCUCAAACCGAGAGCCCUGGUAGCAAGUUGUCUACAUCAAAUGCAGACGAGAGAAGUGGGCAGGCAGAGGAAGCCGUUUGUUCAGGAAAGACGUUUUCCAAAAAGCCACUCCUAUACGACUCUCCAGAAUCAAGCGGGGGACUGACCUUUCAGGUGCCAUCUCACAUCAAAUCAACAAACGAAGCGUUAGCGACUCCCUUCGGAGAUGAACCCGAGAUAGUUGUCCCAGCGGUUCAAUUCCUCGUCACCCCCCGCAUAACCCGAAGUAAGGCUAAAGUCAUGGAGAAGAGUGCUCAGGACGAUGGCCAGGGUCUGCAUUGUAGCCGGGACUUGUGUCAGUCAAGCUCAGGCAAACUUUCCGUCACUAUCUCCAAAGAUUCUGAUGUGGUUCCUCCUGUUCCUUCAUGUCCUGAAUUGACAAAUCCCAUUUCACAGUGUCCACCUGCAGGGGUUGCUGCUGAAAGAAGAACUCGACCUCGUAAGAACUUAGCUGUCGAGAUGGUCCCUCGAGAAUUGUAUUCCUCGAAUGUGGUCGAAGACGGUGAUCUCCGCCAUGUCAAGCCUAGUAGAGCAACUGAGGAGCUCACUUGCCAGUCUGGAGAAAAUGAAGAGCAAUACGAGCCCUCUCAGUCAGAUGUGGUUAAGUUUCUGAGCGAAAGCAUGUCUAAAUCUGACCUUAGCGAAAUCACCUCUCUGGAAGCUCCAUCGUCAUCCGGAUGUGACGCUCGGUCAUGUGAGGGAGAAUCAAUGGUGACUGCCCACGGGGUGACAGCAGCCGAAACCUUGAAAUCGUCACUUGUCUCCUUCGACUCUCAUUCAGCUACGCGAACGGAUGCUGACAGUGGAAGGAUAGUUGAAGAUUACACGAAGAUCGAAGGAAACCAAGCGAAACGUCCACUUGAUCCUCAAGGAGACCCUGCCACGAAGGUGUGCAAAUUAGUUGAGGUGACUGAAGGAGGAUUCAAUGAGAACGGGGAUUUGGGCUCUAAAAUUGAUGUCGAAGAGUGCACUAGCAAUUUAUGUUCAAUGGUUCGCGCGCACUGUGACGAGGCGCCCCUGUCGGAGGUGGAAGAAGUAAGUGAAAUCUGCUCCGCCAAGUCAAGUGUGGGUUUCAGUCGUUGUGACGUUGACGACGAGAUGUUCCCUACUCCGUACCAGGCCACGGAGUGCAGUGAGAAAAUAUCUCUUCAAGAACCUCGUGCUUCUGGAGCGGCGGCUCCAGAAGCACGAGGCACCGAGUCAAGCAGUAGUUGUGCUGUCCACCCUGCAAGUUCAAGCACGUCCAGCUUGCAUACCGUCUUAGGCUGUGCAUUGAAUACGGAAUGUCGAGAUUUCUGCCUAGAAAAUGACGAGUUUCCAUCUCAGGAAGGAAGUACAAGUUUCUUUUCAAGGGUAAGUUUUCUCGCAGCAGACUGUGUAUCUUCUGUGCAGGCCUUGCGCAGCAGCCAUAGUGGAGAUUUUGCCGAGACUGCCGAGGGACUGUGUCCCGAGGAGGAGCUCCAUUGUCAUGUAAUCUUCAAAUCAGAGGAUGAAGAACCGUGUUAUAAGACAGGAAACGAACAACUGUCGGAACAAUUGCGUCUCAACUACGUUUCCGUAGAAAAAUUAGCCCUUGAGACUGGAAGCGUACAAUCGGAAGAAGUGUGCCAGGAGAAAGAGUCUUGCGUAAGUGAAGCUUUUGAGACUGGAAGCGAGCAAAUGUUUGAACAAGUGAGCGCGGAGAAGGUUUCAACUAUCUGGCCAGCGCAAGGAGCUAAGGAGAGUACGUUUCUUUCCACAGAGAAGCAUGAUGUGGAGGGAAUCUCCGAAAGGAACAUGCUGUCUGCGUUUGAAAAUACGGUCAAGUGGCAGAUGCUGAAGUGGGAUUCCGGACGGUCAAUUGAAAAAGCGGAAGCUGCUGGGACGAUGGGAACCGUCUCUCUUCCCAAAUUGUGGAAGGAUGCCGGUGAUUAUCUGCAGGACUUGGAUGAUGCGUAUAUGCUUGUUGACGUAGGAGGAAAUUUUUCAUCACAUCGUCUCCGCAGGAGGAAACUUUGUGAUUUUGUGGACUGUGGAAAAUCGUCAAAUGCUGUCCACUGUUGUGGUGGCGCCUCGCGUACUAGACAAAGAGUGGAAUUCAAGUCAGAAGAGGAUUUAGGAAUCACCAAGGAGCCUUCACCGGAAGUAAACGACUCGAAACACUUCAAGGAUUCUGAUCAAGUGGAGGAAACUAACGAACCAUCGAUGUUAAUAGGUUGCCAAUCGAUUGAAGAUGCCGAGACAUCCGAAAUGUGUGAGGAAGUCGAGGAUCCGUUAAGUUCUCAUUAUCAUCAGCAGCUUUGGAUAGACGACAGGCGAAAUGAUGGAUCAACCCUUGAUGACUAUCCAAUUAUGGAGAAAGAAUUGGCUUCUCAGGACGAAUGUUCUGAAACCUUUAGAACAAAAUUCUGCAUGUCACCUCCUCCCUGCUUGAGCGAUUCUUUCCUCCUCGAACCACCUCUUUGCGAUUCACCCGCAUCAACAUCGGAAGAAGAUGGAAGUCCAGAUUCAGUGGGGAAGUCGGAUGCUUCAUUGGACCUUCUGGCAUGCGAGCGGUUGACUCAAGAAAGCGACUUGGAAGCCUACGGGGAGUCUUCUGAGCUUCUGGCGUCGAGGAAGAUCGAGUCUCUCAGAGAAGUUGAAAGUGACGAGUCUCCACCACCGUGUCUACCUCCAAUUCGGCUUAAGUUACCGUCUGGUCGAGCAAGACUUCUUGCCACUGCUCUUAGUGAAUCCAAGCUGAAAUCAGGUCGAGACUGGAGAUACUCAGAGGCUAGGGAUUUGGACCAGAAGCAGAGAGCUGUCACAGCCACUUCUUUGUCUCCAAAUUCUUCUGAUGAAGAAACAGGUGACAGCAUACAGGAGCGUGAAAACAUAUUCGAGAGUGCCACCAAUGAUGAGCGAUCGAGUCAAGAGUUGUCGGUCCUUUCAUCUCCAUCCUCACUACCACUCAGUGCUAGUAACUCACAGGAGGACAACUCCAGCCCGGAAGAUCGCUUACCGCCUCCAUCAAGAAGCCGAAGCUCGAAAGGAAUCCUGAAGACAACUUCAAAAUGCAAGGAUUGUGUAGAACUGCGAUCCCAGGCUAGGACUGCGUCGGAUUUUGUAGCUAGUCAGAUGAAAACUUUUGGGGAAGUUGCCGGCCGUCUCACCAAAGAAAUACAAGACUUACGUUCAAUUCUCGAACUUGAUCUCUCAAAUGCUGACGGACCACAGGAAGGAGUCAUGCACGAUAAGGUUCAAGCGAUCUCCAAGUCUAGAGAUAUCGAGCGAUCUGCGGAGAAGAAUCUAAGUUUGCUGCUCCGUGACUGCAAAAGAUUCUGCAAACUAACCGCAAAACGUCCUCGCAGAAUAGUAUUUGCGGACGAAGCAGGCAAGAAGCUGUGCCACGUGAAAACCUUCCAGGUCCCCCCAGCUCUUGCCAGGCCACUCUGGGAUAUUCUGUAGAGAAGAUAAUGACAUCUCUGUAAUACAAACCGGGAUAAAUAUCGGUCCCUUUCUAGACAGGAAAUAUUGUAUGCAUAAGAAAGCCAAAUUAGAUAUUGCAGUGAGGAUCGAGGACGCCCCUAGAGUGCAGAGUUGUAGUAUUUGCUGGAUUGAAGCCUUUUUGUAUCUUAGACAAAAAAUGUGACCCCGGAAUUCUCUCCCAAUUGUGAUUAUUGUCCUCGAUUUCUGGGUUAGCUGUGUUCACUUUGAUUCACAAACUCUCUAGGGAAGCCUAGAUGUAAAUAUGGUACAUGAGCUAAUCAUGGUGUUCGUUACCCUUGCGAUGGACAUGUAACAGAAGGGUUGUUUGCAUAUUAAGGAUUUGACUGUUUCUUAGUGCCUUUCGGGGAUUGCAAUGGCAGAUUUUAGAAAGUACCUUUUUGGACUCACGCCGUCCAUGUCCGUAAACAUUACCUUCAUGACAACAAUCACAGUAGUUUGUGAACUGCCGACUGUUCAUUCCGGAUACCCUGGGUUGGGGAUCAACAUAGUUGAGAAUAGCCACAUGCUGGCUUAUGACGUCUUCCAUGUACUCUUGAAGUGGUGCUAAUGCUGCUUCUAUGAAUAGGGAACAAGAGUGGUUCUGAAGAUAUAGGCAAAUCUAUAGGUUGUGUCACCAAGGAGCGAAAGUACGCACAUAGUUUUCGCAAGAGACAAAAUAGAUCAGCUUUAAUCUGAGCAGGCGAUGAA